AUGUCAAACACCCACCAGAUUCCCCAUGAAUUUGGUGCAGACCUCAAGAUGGCACACUUGGAGACAGUCGAUCUGGCACGUAUUGUGACUGGUGACUCACAGGAGAAGCAGAAACUGUACAAUGCUGCUACACGUCCCGGGGCUUUCUUUUUGGACUUUAAAAGUAGGGAUGAAGGUAUACUCGACGACUUGCCACGGUUGUAUGCCCUAUCAGACCGUUACUUUCAACGUCCCCGUGCAGAAAAAUCGACAGACUUCCGCGAGGAUCAACCUGCUUCUAGUGAUCGUGGCUACAAGAGUAGUGAUUGUGAUGAGACAUUCGAGUUUUCCGACGACGAGCUCUUCCGUGGCGACGCAAGACUUCCGCCAAUUCUGCACGAUGAGAGCGAGCUAGUUCAGAAAUUCAAUAAGCUAUGCCACGCUGCUGCCAUUAGUAUACUUUCAUCACUCUCUGAUUCCCUCGGCAUCGAGGGCGACAAGCGGCUUGAAGCGCACCAUCGGACUACAGAGAGCAGCGAUACCGGUCUCAAGCUCAUAUACGAGCCCUUACUCGCCAAAGCCUCCGAAGUGGUCGAAAAUAAGCAUACCGACAGCGGGAGUCUUACCCUGUUGUUCUAUGAGCAGGUGGGAUUGCAUCUCUACCUUGCUGAGCAGGACCGAUGGGACUUUGCAGCGGUCCCCACGCCCGGAUGCGCACUUGUCACCGUGGCCGACUCCCUGCAGCGCUUAUCGGACUUACAAUUCCACUCACCCCUGCAUCGCGUCACGCAGCCCAGUGACGGGGCUGCGAAGCGGUAUUUUCUAUCGUACUUCCUCCGCCCUUCUCACGCCACUCAAGGCACACAGGGUAAAGUGGCCAUGGAGUAA
Molecule: messenger RNA, 867 nt
Organism: Penicillium waksmanii
Lineage: Eukaryota; Fungi; Ascomycota; Eurotiomycetes; Eurotiales; Aspergillaceae
Product: putative oxidoreductase, 2OG-Fe(II) oxygenase family
Exons: 3
Coding region: 1-867 (288 amino acids)
Molecular function (GO): dioxygenase activity
Source: RefSeq, a predicted model, not a curated record